Messenger RNA from Rhagoletis zephyria (snowberry fruit fly), 940 nucleotides. Its product is annotated as neurogenic protein big brain-like. Gene Ontology annotation, molecular function: water channel activity. Gene Ontology annotation, biological process: water transport; transmembrane transport. Lineage: Eukaryota; Metazoa; Arthropoda; Insecta; Diptera; Tephritidae. Gene Ontology annotation, cellular component: plasma membrane. The record is from RefSeq and is a predicted model, not a curated record.
AGAGCGGUUUUGUAGCAAUGCGGCCGCGGUUUAGUGCAGUUGUGUUUUCGGUGUUGCGGUAAAUUAAAUAUUGGCGGCGUUGUGGUCGUUGUUUAGCUUUUCGAAAAUAUUAACUAGAACGCAAAUAAAGAAAGCGAUUUUAUUAAACAAGCCGCGAACAGAUCUUAGUGCGCACAGGCUUUUAUACCCAUACUGAUUAAUUGAUGUGUAUGUAUGUAAAUUUGUAUGUACGCGAAUGCCGAAUUAAAUAAAACCUAACAAAAGAUUAGCAAACCCGUAAAUUGUGUUUGCAUAGAAGUAAAGGCUCAAUUAGAGAAACUAUCAAAAUAAAUAUCUACAUAUGUAGAUUUAAUUCAACGGUUAGAUCAAAUAAGAAAAUUUUUAUAAGUAAAGCCUACGCAAUGACUGAUGAAAAUUUACACACAAUAUCGUCGGAGCAUAACAUCGACUAUCACAUUAUGUCACUUUUCAAGCGCAUGGAAGCGAUGCGCAAGGAUUCACAGGGCAAUGCCAUCAACAACCGGCUCUCGAGUACGCUACAACAAAAACGCAGUAUGCAAGGAGAGAUACGAACUUUGGAAUUUUGGAGAUCAAUAAUCAGCGAAUGUCUGGCAUCCUUCUUUUAUGUGUUCAUCGUUUGUGGGGCGGCAGCUGGCGCCGGUGUAGGUGCCAGCGUUUCAUCAGUUCUCCUCGCAACCGCUUUGGCUUCUGGACUGGCAAUGGCAACAGUAACACAGUGCUUUAGCCACAUAUCGGGCGCUCAUGUAAAUCCGGCUGUGACUUUGGCAGCAUGUAUCAUACGCGCCAUAUCCCCAGUUCGUGCUGCUAUGUACAUAACGGCUCAAUGUGGUGGCGGCAUCGCUGGAGCUGCUUUACUGUAUGGGUAAGUUGAGCAUGUUUUCAAAAAAAUAAACAAGAGCAAGAGGAUCAUGAAAAUAGG